Molecule: messenger RNA, 420 nt
Organism: Stylophora pistillata
Lineage: Eukaryota; Metazoa; Cnidaria; Anthozoa; Scleractinia; Pocilloporidae
Source: RefSeq, a predicted model, not a curated record
CGACCGACCUAACUUCACGAAAAGGCGAUGGGAAACGAAACAUUUUAUUGGGAUGGCCUUAUCUCUGAAAACGUCACUACAUAAAUGAUAACAAUUAUUAGGAAGCCGCAUUCCAGUAGAGCCGAGGAAGACGACGUUGUUCACCCCACUGACUCCCUUUACUCUAUAAGGCGUGCCCUCGCGAGUUUGGAUGGGUGUGUCCCAAAUGAGUCAGGCGAGGAAGGAGAGUACAAUGGUGUGCCCCAGGAGAAAGAAGACAGCGAAGAUGGUGUGCCCCCAGAGAAAGAGGACAGCGGAGACAGUGUUACUGAAGUGGUCAAUGAAGAUGAGAGUGGUUCUGGAAAGGGAGAAUUAAGAAAUUUGUCAAAGGAAAAUCUACGAGCCGUGCAGAAAGGAAAGAAGUGCGAGUGGGAGUCUUAG